Messenger RNA from Acanthosepion pharaonis, 1689 nucleotides. Lineage: Eukaryota; Metazoa; Mollusca; Cephalopoda; Sepiida; Sepiidae. The record is from the annotation of a GenBank genome assembly.
AUGUUUGAUGAAGGGCGUUCUACCCUACUGCGACAUCUAUCUAUCAAACUGGUUUUGCAGAACGUUAUGAGACACACAUUUCUCUCUCUCUCUCUCUUUCUCUUUCUCUUUCUCUCUCUCUCUUUCUCUCUCUCUCUUUCUCUCUCUCUCUCUCUCUCUCUCUCUCUUUCUCUCUCUCUCUCUCUCUUCUCUAUCCGUUCAAUUUCUAUCUAUCUAUCAAUUUCUAUCUAUCUAUCUAUCUAUCUAUCUAUCUAUCUACCAAAAUUUAUUUAUACCUGCUCGUUCGCAUCUAUCUAUCUACCUAUCUAUCUAUCAAAAUUCGUUUAUACCUGCUCGUUCGCAUCUAUCUAUCUAUCUAUCUAUCUAUCUAUCUAUCUAUCUAUCUAUCUAUCUAUCUAUCUAUCUGUAUUUCUCACAAAUUACAAGAACUGGACUUAUACAUUUGAUCCCUGUAUGUCGUUUAACCUUCCUCAUAAUCCAGACGUCGGCUUUGGAGACAAAUGUCGCUAUGUGACCGUGUGCAAAUCAAAGUCGACGUUGAAGCGAUCCUAUUACUACUCUCUGGGUACCAUGGAGCAUUCGAAAAUUCACAAAAUUUACUUCCCGCAUUUAGGAGCCUACCAUCUGGGCAUAUCAUACCGGGGUAUGAAAUCUCAUCGUGAACUCUCGGUGCAUAUUGCACUUAUAUGUGACAACAAUUUUACCAAUCCAAUGGAUGCAGUCUUUAAAAUAACGCAAGAUGCACCGAAAAAAGAUACCUAUGGCGAAUUAAGGCAUAAGUGUGCGUGUGUCAACGGCUGCUUGGAGAAAAAGAUAAACAAGUCAGAAAACAGUCUGAAUGAGUUGACCCUCACUGUUCUAAUUCUGAUCGUUGUCGGUCUGUUAAUGAUCGCCAUGUUAACAGCAGGUCUUUGUUACAAGAAAACAACAUCAUUCAAACCUUAUCAGAAGAUCUCAGGACGAUCACACAAACCAGGCAGGCGCGUAGCUCAACUUGACUAUGAGCCUCGACAGACACAGUCAAAGAAAAAAGUUUUACCGGUUUUAGAUUGUUGCGUUAUACCGGCCAAUAAACUGCAUACGGGACAUAGGUUGGGCGGCGGAAUCUUUGCUGAUACCUACGUUGGUAAAUAUGGCGACUGGACGAUUUCGUUGAAACGCCUCACAUUGGUGAUCCACCAGAACCAGUUGACAGCUCCUGUCAUUGAAUGGAUGAAAAAGGAAGUCAGCUAUUUCAGCGUUCUCCUGUCAUUUAAUCAUGUUAUUUUUUUCCUUUUUUAUCUGCCUUCAUUCAUUCUUUUAUUCAAUCUCUUCUUCUUCCCUCACCUCCUCCUUUUUUCUUCUUCUUUGAUCCUUUUAUUUCCCCCCUUCAUUUUCCUCUUCCUCGAUCCUCUUAUCUUUCUUCUUCCUCAAUCCUUUUUCUUCCUCUUCCUUGAUCCUCUUCCUCGUCCCUCUUCUCUUUCCUCUUCCUCGUCCCUCUUCUCUUUCCUCUUUCUCGUCACUCUUCUCUUUCCUCUUCCUCGAUCCUCUUCUCUUUCCUCUUCCUCGUCCCUCUUUCUCGUCACUCUUCUCUUUCCUCUUUCUCGAUCCUCUUCUUUUCUCUUUUCCUUGAUCAUUUUCUCUUUCUUUUUCCUUGCUUUUGUCAUAUUCCUUCCUUUCUUUUUCUUUGCUUUUAUUUCUUUCUAUUAA